Sphaerodactylus townsendi is the source of this 3245-nucleotide messenger RNA. It is a transcript of the gene PITPNA, whose product is annotated as phosphatidylinositol transfer protein alpha. Gene Ontology annotation, biological process: phospholipid transport. Gene Ontology annotation, molecular function: phosphatidylinositol transfer activity; phosphatidylinositol binding; phosphatidylcholine binding. Gene Ontology annotation, cellular component: cytoplasm. Lineage: Eukaryota; Metazoa; Chordata; Lepidosauria; Squamata; Sphaerodactylidae. The record is from RefSeq and is a predicted model, not a curated record. The coding region runs from base 136 to 951 and encodes 271 amino acids. The transcript has 12 exons.
UUGCCGGGGAACGCUGCGUCCUUCCUCCUCCCCCUCCUGAGCUAGCUCGCUCGGCUUGCCCGUUCUUCCUCAGACGGUGCCGGGAGGGAGCCUGACCGGGCCGGCCGAGCAGCCGCGGGGCCCCUCGCUUCCGCCAUGGUGCUCAUCAAGGAAUAUCGCGUCAUUUUGCCUGUCUCAGUAGAGGAGUAUCAGGUGGGGCAGCUGUACUCUGUGGCAGAAGCCAGCAAAAAUGAAACGGGCGGAGGAGAAGGGGUUGAAGUCCUGGUGAACGAACCCUAUGAGCGCGAUGGAGAGUGUGGCCAGUAUACGCACAAGAUUUACCACUUGCAGAGCAAAGUUCCCCCUUUUGUGAAAAUGGUGGCCCCAGAGGGAGCCCUGAAUAUCCACGAGAAAGCAUGGAAUGCAUACCCUUAUUGCCGAACGGUUAUUACAAAUGAAUACAUGAAAGAUGACUUUUUGAUCAAAAUUGAAACUUGGCACAAAGCAGACCUCGGGACACAGGAGAAUGUACAUAAGCUGGACCCCAGCGAAUGGAAAAACGUGGAAGCCAUCUAUAUAGACAUUGCAGAGCGGAGUCAAGUCCUCUCGAAGGAUUACAAGCCAGAAGAAGACCCUUCAAAAUUUAAAUCCAUCAAGACAGGUCGUGGCCCUCUAGGACCCAACUGGAAGAAGGAGAUCGUCAAGUCAGACUGUCCGUACAUGUGUGCUUACAAGCUAGUAACGGUCAAAUUCAAAUGGUGGGGGCUGCAGAACAAAGUUGAGAACUUUAUACAGAAGCAAGAAAGACGACUUUUCACAAAUUUCCACCGGCAGCUAUUUUGCUGGCUUGAUAAAUGGGUUGACCUGACAAUGGAAGAUAUUCGCAGGAUGGAAGAUGACACCAAGAGGCAGCUGGACGAGAUGCGACAGAAGGAUCCCCUGAAAGGAACAUCAGCUGCUACAGAUGACUAGUGUGGAUUCCUCUUUGUGCUCAUUGCAAAUGUCAGCAGGAAGGCCCAAGAAUUCUAUCUUCUUGACCAAUGGACCAUCUCUGGAUCAAGUUGUCCUCUAUCCAGUCAGCAGGCAACUUCCAACCUCCCCUAGCUAACUCUAGUUGCCCCUUUAAUAUUGUGAGCAAAUAGACAGUUGUCCGGUCCUGAGCACUCCAGCACUGGCUCCUGGGAAGGAGGCCGCUCCGCGGGGACAGCUGCGCCUGUGACGCCACCUUCUUCUGCAAUGUCCAGACCAGUUUCUAUGUGGCCCUCUUUGAUUUUUACGUGACAUUUUUAGCUGAAAAUAGUUUUGUGACGUGAUUUAGAUUCCUAUGCGUACAUAUCAUUUCCUUUGAAGCACUGGGAUAAAUUCUGCUGCCUUUUUGUUUCUCUCCAGCUCUUCAUCUUCCUUCAGUCAUUCACGGAGAGGGGAACUCAGUAUUAGAGUUGCAAUGAUUGCAGUUCCGUAGGAUUCUAGAAUGAUGUGCAGGGUUCUUGUUGUCCAGGGACAGGAGUUGUUGCUGCCACAAGAGGUCUUUAAACGCUGGGGAGGGGUGUCCUUUACUGCUUGCCUCUAGUCUAAUGAGCGCUCAGUCAUGUCGUUUUGGAGGCCACGUUUGCUGCUUUGGGGGUUAUGAGCUUUAAAAGCAGAAUGAAUUGCCCCUCCCCAAGAUAGUGGCGAAAACUUUUGCUUUUUAGUCCCCUAUUUCAGUUGAUAAGGGAAAUGGAUUUCCAUUGGACCACGAGAAAUUGUGUAAGCCAAAUUCAGUUCUUUUAAAUUCAGGUCCUGCUCAGGCUCCUCGUGCCCUGCUGCUUUAAAGCAGUAAGAGCGCUGGCCCUGAGAGAUUUUUGUGGAAGGAGAUUCAUUUGCCUUUGCGGAGUGUAAAAUAUAAGCGAAUAAUUUUUUUUAAAUAAAAAAAAUCACAGGCCCUACUUAUAAGAUGGCCAAGCCCUUUGCUGCUGGAAGAGUAGGCCGCCUGAAGACCAGACUCCUCCUCCUCUUUGUGUUUAUUUUGGACAAUCACAUGAGCAGAAUUGAAGGAACUCUGUUGGCACGACUAGCUGGGUCUCCGCGGCUUCCUGCGAGGCAGCAACUUUGCAAGCAGGCCUCCUUUCUCUCCAAAGCAAGCUGCAUCUGGAAGAGAAUAAUUCCCACCCCCACGGCUGUCUGCCGCUGGUUCCAUAUGCCGGGGAUUCUAAGAAGCCCAGAGAUGUGCUUUGGUAAAUUAGUAGGAGAGAAGGACUUGGUUCGUAUGUAGGUUAAAUCUUUGCAUCUCUGCUUCUGAAGAGGGGAGGGGGGCCCUGCUUCUGAGGAAGCAGUUUUUAUCCCUGUUUGUCCGUUCUUUUGCCUUACUGAUGACCAAGUGCAAUAAGCAAGUUUUUCAGCAGUUGCUUUCUGAAUUACCAUGCAGGGCUAUCUAUAUAGUUUUCUUUUUUCAAAGUUGAGUUUUAGGUGACUGUUCUGUUUUGUUUUUCCUAAAGAGAAGCCCUGCAGUCAAGGCAAAGCUGUUUUGGUCCCAGAACAAGCAAGGUGCUCCUUUAUCCUUUUCCUCCCGGCAAGCAAGCCAGCAGGGUAAUCUUGUAGAGCAUGUAAGAUAUUGAAAUAAAAAAACCUGGGGAUUAAUACAAAUAAAACAAAGUAUAUAUUAUAUAUAUUUAUUGACUAAUGAAUUGUAAGAGGAUUCUGAACGCCUGAAGCUGUUUUCACGGGCGGUGCUUACAAAACAGGGGCUUGCUUUCUGGUGACACCGUCUCCAUGGAAACAGGCUGUGACAUUUCAAAGGAAGUAGAAUGGGGGAAAGAGGAAUCCAGAAAGAUUCUGGGCAGGAAGGUGCAAGCUCUUAUUAGAACACAAAGCUUUGCUGUGUUCCGCAGUAAGAGCCAGAAGAAUGCAAAGAACUUCUGUGGAGUCCUUCCCCUCUGAGCUGCAACUGAGCCCUUCUCUUCCCCCUGCCCCCCACCCCACCCCACCCUCCAGCUCCUGCUGCUGCUCAAGCGCUGUAUAAUGUUUUGCAUCGGCUUCAUAAUCCAGAACCCCCAGAGCUGCUGGGAAGGGAGAGUGGGUUCUGCGCCCCUCUCUCUGCUUCCGCCUCUGUAGCUCUGGGGCGAGGGAGAGGAGGGCCCCAGGGGGUUUGGUUCUGAAAAUGCAUAUCCUUUGUCGCCUUGAUUAGCUGAGCUCCUUGUUUUUUUUCAUGUGAGUUUGUGCCUUUCUGUCUCCUGACCUUCCAAUACUGGCCUAUUGGAAGCCACUCCAAUAAAAUCAUAGAGGAAGCA